Molecule: messenger RNA, 3021 nt
Organism: Zophobas morio
Lineage: Eukaryota; Metazoa; Arthropoda; Insecta; Coleoptera; Tenebrionidae
Product: serine/threonine-protein kinase PLK4
Exons: 8
Coding region: 489-2792 (767 amino acids)
Biological process (GO): protein phosphorylation; mitotic spindle organization
Cellular component (GO): centrosome; cytoplasm; spindle pole
Molecular function (GO): ATP binding; protein serine/threonine kinase activity
Source: RefSeq, a predicted model, not a curated record
CGCGGUAAAAAAAUAGUAUAAAUAACUCGUUCAUAAGGCCAUUGUGGCACUCAUCCUGUAUAUAACUCGCGGCUUCGCCGCUCGUUCUAUAAACUUGGAUUCGUGCCUUAAAAUUUGCCUUAUGAAACUCGUUCUUUAAUAUACUAGUUAUAAUAACGCUGCGAUUUAUUUCACAUUUCAUUAAAACCAGUGUCCAGUUCGAGGUUCAAUCAUAUCCAGUUCGCUUUAGUUUCGGAAAAAAAGUUUGGUUAUGUAAUGUUUACAUUUACGUUAUGUUAUUUAGAAGGUUGUUUACGCAUUAGCGGGCGUGGUGUCAACUGUCAAAUUUUCAAAAUUUGUAUAUAUUUUUCAGUUGGGCAUUCGUUAUCAAAAAGCGAAUUUCUAUUUUUAAGAUGAAUCAAGAGAAUUUUUGUAAAUAUUAUUUGCUUUGGAUGUAUAUUUUUUAAAUGUUACUAUAACACUUAAGUGAUUAAACGAAGCAUUUCGAAAUGGGCGAGAAAAUUGAGGACUAUGAAGUGUACAAUUUGUUAGGAAAAGGAGGCUUUGCCUCUGUUUACCAUGCCAAAUGCUUAAAAACUGGACUCAAUGUGGCUAUUAAAAUGAUUGAUAAAAAAUUAAUGCAAACUGCUGGUAUGGUGAAACGUGUAGAACAAGAAGUAUCUAUACAUUAUCGAUUGAAGCAUCCCUCAAUACUUGAGCUGUAUACAUUUUUUGAGGAUAUGAAUUAUGUGUACUUGGUUCUGGAGUUAUGUCAUAAUGGGGAAUUAAGACAGUAUAUAGAAAGCAAAGCAUUGACGGAAUGUGAAGCUAGCAACAUAAUGAAACAAGUUGUGGAAGGAAUAAAAUAUCUGCAUACCCACAAUAUUUUACAUCGAGACAUAUCCUUGUCAAAUUUAUUAUUGACAAAAGACAUGCAAAUUAAAAUUGCAGAUUUUGGUUUAGCCACACAAUUGACUCGACCUGAUGAGAAACAUUUAACUAUGUGUGGAACUCCUAACUUCAUUUCCCCAGAAGUUUUAUCUAGAACUUCUCAUGGUUUAGAGGCAGAUGUCUGGGGUUUGGGCUGUUUAUUAUAUAAUUUGUUAGUGGGUUCACCACCUUUUGAAACUCGUGGUGUGAAAAAUACUUUAAAUCGAAUAGUCUCUGCUAAUUAUCAUUUACCAAGCCACUUGUCAAUUGAAUCUAGAGACUUAAUUAAUUCUCUUCUACAGAAAAACCCCAAGGAUAGACUGAAGUUAGAUCAGAUUCUGGAUCAUCCCUUUAUCAAAAGGGGACAGAUGAUGACCUCUCAUUUAACCCAAGACAGUGGGAUUCACACAAUGUCCAGUCGAAGAGACAGCGCAUUUAGUGAUAGUGCGAUUCCUAAUACAUACAUGACCGCAAGUAAUCAUUACUAUAUUAGUAGUGAUUGUCUUCCAUCAAAAAACCAUUUUACCAAUUCUCACAGCAUGGAACAUAUUACAAAAAAAAUGUAUGAUGCCCAAAUCAGAACAAAUUAUUCCGAUCCUCAGUGUUGCUCAUAUCAGCCAGUGAAUGAUCACAUAUCAGUUGUCUCGAAUCAUGGUUCACAAUGUGAACUAAGAAGCAAUCAUUGCAGUUGUCAUCAGAGUGUUAGUCAUUCUAAUCAGGACUUAUAUCCUGCCUAUUCUGAUGGAAACAGAAUACUGAAAAUCAUGCCUGGUUCAAAUUCAUGCAAAACAGUCACAGGGAAUUCGUCGUCAAACAAUAGUAGUUCGAGUGAAAGUCUUAAUAAAAAACGUGAGAAACCGAAAGGACAGAAAUUACAUCAGUUGUCGUCUCAGCGUCUUCUACCAAAAAGACACGGUACAGAAACUUCAAUCUUGCAUAUAAUGGAAGAGGGUGAAGUUGUAGUCGAAUUAAUGAAGAAAAAAGGUAGUUCAAAACGGAAUGUUGUCACUGAGGUAUUAAGAAUUUCACCAGAUGGCACUAAAAUAAUUAUCUAUGAACCAAAUGGGGGAAGAGGAGUAAUACCUACAUCAACGCCACCACCUAUUCCUCAUCAAGGAAGUUACGAUGUUUUUAGUUUCGACAAUUUGCCCGAAAAGCACUGGAGAAAGUAUAUGUACGCACAUCAGUUUGUUGCUUUAAUUAAGGAAAAAACACCGAAAGUCACGUGUUACGAUGAUAAGAUGAAGUUUGUGCUUAUGGAGAAUUUGACCGAUUUUGAAGCAAGUUUUUAUGAAGGAGGCACGGUGACAAAAUCGUCUUCAAAAGGUAUAACUUUUCAAGACUCCUCUGGGAAUAAGCUUCAGGUAAAUAGUGCAAAUGAAUGUCGAAAUUUAACAGAAACUUUCGAAUGUAUGUGGAAUCAAUCGCAAGAAGCUUUAAAACAUUGUCUAAUCGUGGAAGAAAUGCUAUCCAAGCUGAGUGGCACAAAGUUUCCGACUAUCCUAGGUCGAAGACCAAUUUCGUCUUUAGGAAAAGAGAAUCAUACUCAAUCUAUGAUGCCUUCGUUUACUGUUUCUAUGAACAGUACAGCCGUAGGGUCGUCAUUUCAAAGUAAUGUCAAUAAAGAAAAAAGAGUCUCAGUGCCAGGCGUAGGCACUGCAGUGCAAUUACCUAAUGGAGAGGUGCAAAUUAAGUAUGGUGACGGAUCCCAGUUGUCGAUGGAUGGUAAACACCAAAUUAAGUAUCAGUAUUCAGAUGGAGUGGUGGUGAAGUACUCUGACAAUGACAAAAUCCCUCGUCCAAUAAGAGAAAAGUUGCAACACAUGCCAAAGAUUUUAAAACAGUUAAUGUUGAGUCCAACCACUCAUAAUUUUCGGUUGUAGUAUAUGACGCAGAGUAGUGAGACUUUCAGCACACUCGUUUUAGCCAUUAAUUUCCAUGACAUUAGGUUUAUUCGUUAAAUUAUGUAAUAUAAUAUAUUUUCAUUCAAAACGAAACUAUACAAGGAAUAAAGAACUAAGAAACGAACUUAACUCGUACAAUAAUUUUGUUCUCAAUAUGGCUACACCACAGGAAAAAAAUGAAAAUAGAAACAAAUAAGUUUAAGAUUUA